Molecule: messenger RNA, 1389 nt
Organism: Phaedon cochleariae (mustard beetle)
Lineage: Eukaryota; Metazoa; Arthropoda; Insecta; Coleoptera; Chrysomelidae
Source: the annotation of a GenBank genome assembly
AUGGGAAGAAAAUGUUCAGUUCCCCAUUGUUAUACUGGUUAUCGACAGUGCAAAGAAAAGGCAGCGCUAUAUAAAGUACCAGAUGAUGAUUUCUUCCUCAGCAAGUGGCAAGAAGCAAUAGCUAGAGAUGACAGACCUAUCACUCCCAAAGAUUUUGUUUGCGAAAAGCAUUUCAAAGAGGAGGAUAUUCUUCGGAGGAGAAUAAUAAAGGAUGUUGUUGAAGAAUACCAAAGACCGAAGCUGAAACCUGAUGCUAUACCGUCGAUUUUUCCCGAUUGGCCAGAGUUCAUCUCCAAAAUGACCAAAAAAAGACGAAAGAUGCCAGUAGAAACUGAUGGCGUUAUCGAUAUGACCACGAACAGCGAUGAUGAAGACAAUCCUGAGACUAGACGAGACGCGCAACACUACUCAGGGGACAGUGAAAUCGAAUUGAAUAAUGAAGAAAUCGAGAUUAAAUCUGAAUAUGAAGAAUCAAUGGAUAUUACGAAUCGAGAUAAUGAGGAAGAAGAAGAAGAUGAAGACGAUACCAUCGGGCCCAAAAUGUAUCGGUGCGACCAGUGCAAGUACAAAACCCAGUAUGCUCACAACUUGCGAACCCACAAAACGAAACACCUGUCUGGCAACAACGCCUACAUGCGUUGCCACCUCUGCGUCACGUACAAAACCAAAUGGGAAUCGGUUUUCAUCAAUCACAUGAAAACCAAGCAUGGAAUUUGUCUGACGAAGGCGAUGAGGUGCAUUUUUUGUAAUUUCAAAACCAAGGUGGAGCAAUGUCUUGUUCGACAUUGUGAAAUGGAGCAUCCUGGGCAAGUAACUCCAGAAAAAACAUCAAAUUAUGGAUAUGGAGCUAAAUCGAAAAAUGAGUACAAUACUCACAUAGUACAAGAACACAGUGAGAUUAAUCCAUUGAAUCCCAUUAUUGUUGAAUCCGGUUGUCAUGAAAGAGAUAUCAUGAAAGGAGAUGUCAAUGCAGUCGAAGAUAGGCUCCAGUCAGUUCAUCAUGAAACUCACCAAGGAGUGCCAAAAGGGCAUAAACAAAUUGAUAAAGCCGAGUAUAGUUGUUCACGUUGCCAAUUCAAGACUUCUACUCAAAUAUUACUACAAAAUCAUCUGUUUAAACACCAAUUUACCCAACAAAAUAAAUCGUGUUUGAAAAAAAACGUAGUUUCUAGGGAAUUCUAUUGCACCAAAUGUUCUUUGUCUUUUAAUAACGAAGCUGAUCUCAAGAGGCAUUUGUUUUCACAUCGAAAUGAAAAUAAAAAAUCAGUUGAUGAAAGUAUAAAGUCACUGUUAGGAAGAAAAGUGAAUAAUAACAAUGAAAAUGGCAUGGUUAAAGUGCCGAAUUUCGAUGUGGUCACUGUAAAAGAGGAUCAUACCACUGAUUUUUGA